CCCUACAAACGAAACGUUUCUAACUUGUCGACGGUCUGUUCAUACGUAGAUGAAACAAAUAUAUUCUCCUUCUCCAUAGCCAGUUGAAAGAUUAAACUCUCUGUGAAAUUAAAAUAGUUGGAAAGACAUCUUUUCGAAAUAGCAGAAGAGUAAUAAAAAAAUGGGCAAGAACGAGAAAACAGGGCUAGGUAGAUCAUUAGUGAAGCACCAUAACCAGAUGAUUCAACAAUCGAAAGAGAAAGGUCGUUUUUACAACGCUCUUCACAAUAAAGUUCUCCAAUCAAUCACUGAAGUUAGCGACAUCGACGCCGUCAUCGAGCAGGCUGAGGAGGCCGACCGUCUCUUCUCUCUUCAGCACGCCGCCCCCACCGUCCUAAUCAACCUCGACACAAGCUCAAGUCCCAGCGAUAUGACACCGGAGGAAAGGAGGAAAGAGCAGAAGAAAGAGGAGGCAUUACAUGCUAGCAGUCUCCGUGUCCCUCGCAGGCCACCAUGGAAUGCUGGAAUGUCUGUUGAGGAGCUUGAUGCCAAUGAAAGACAAGCUUUCUUAGUCUGGCGUAGAAGCCUUGCGAGCCUCGAAGAGAAUGAGAAACUUGUUCUUACUCCAUUUGAGAAGAACCUAGAUAUUUGGAGACAACUUUGGAGGGUGGUUGAGCGCAGUGAUCUGCUAGUAAUGGUUGUUGAUGCACGAGAUCCCUUGUUCUACCGUUGUCCUGAUCUUGAGGUAUAUGUACGAGAGGUGGAUGAGCACAAGAGGACAUUGCUCCUUGUGAACAAAGCGGAUCUUUUGCCCUUUUCAGUCAGGCGGAAAUGGGCAGAGUAUUUUCGCCUUCAUGAGAUUCUAUUUGUGUUCUGGUCAGCUAAGGCUGCUUCUGCUGCUCUUGAGGGGAAAAAACUCAAAGAACUAUGGAAGGGACAAUCUUCCCUUGAAAAGAUGGAUGACCCUGACCCUGAUACAAAAAUAUAUGGCAGGGAUGAGCUUUUGUCUCGCUUACAAUCAGAGGCUGAAGAGAUAGUCAAGAUGAGGAGGAAAUCAGGCUCCAGUGGCGCUGGCCCAUCCAAUGAUCAAUCUCUAGGAGGAAAUGUUGCUGGAAAUUCAAACCCAAAGAAUGUGAUGUUGGGAUUUGUUGGGUAUCCUAAUGUGGGCAAAAGUUCCACAAUCAAUGCUUUGGUAGGCCAGAAGCGGACUGGAGUAACCUCCACUCCAGGGAAGACCAAGCAUUUCCAAACGCUAAUAAUUUCCGAGGAGUUGACCUUGUGCGACUGUCCUGGAUUGGUGUUCCCUUCCUUCUCAAGUUCAAGAUAUGAAAUGAUUGCUUCAGGGGUAUUACCAAUUGACCGAAUGACUGAGCACAGGGAGGCUGUGCAGGUCGUGGCUAAUCGAGUCCCAAGGCAUGUGAUCGAGGAUGUUUACAAAAUAAAUCUGCCAAAGCCCAAGCCAUAUGAGCCACAAUCUCGGGCUCCUUUGGCAUCAGAAUUCUUAAGGGCUUACUGUGCAUCUCGUGGAUAUGUUGCCUCCAGUGGACUGCCUGAUGAAACUAGAGCUGCACGUCAAAUUUUGAAAGAUUACCUAGAUGGUAAGCUACCCCACUAUGAGAUGCCACCUGGAAUGGCUCGUGAGGAAGCAGGCGUUGAAGAAAAUGAAGGACCCAGCUUGUCCGAGACACAUGAGACAGAUUCAUCUGACUCUGAGAAGCCUCCAGAUGUUGAAGGUGAAAGUGCACCUGUUCUCGAGCGUGUGCUUGACGAUCUAAAUUCAUUUGAUAUGGCAAAUGGACUAGCUUCCAAGAAGGCUGUUACUAAGAAGCCAAAUGCAUCACAUAAGCACCAUAAGAAGCCUCAGAGGAAAAAGGAUCGGUCAUGGAGGACCGUAAAUGAUGACGGUGAUGGAAUGCCAGUGGUAAGAGUCUUCCAGAAGCCAGUGAAUUCAGGUCCUUCCUAGGCUGGGUGAGCUAUUUUGGUAUCAGUGAUACAUACCCCUCUUCUGGGAGCUAGACAUUUAGAGAAUCGCCAUUUAUUAAAUCUCCCCCUCUUUAUCUUCCUGCAUUCUCAGAUGGAGAUAGGAGGCAAAAGGGAAAAAGAAAAGAAGCAUAUUCAAGUAGUUUAUUUGGAAAAGUGCAUGUAACUAUUUGUAUCUUUUUUGUGAUGUGAAUUAGCUAUCUAAUUUUGAGCCUUAGGUGUUUGUGUUGCCAAGAUUUCUGCACAUUAAGCAAUGAGAUUAUUUGAUAAAUUGUUACUACUUCUUUAUGUGUUUUUCA
Molecule: messenger RNA, 2258 nt
Organism: Jatropha curcas
Lineage: Eukaryota; Viridiplantae; Streptophyta; Magnoliopsida; Malpighiales; Euphorbiaceae
Product: P-loop containing nucleoside triphosphate hydrolases superfamily protein
Cellular component (GO): cytosol
Molecular function (GO): GTP binding; GTPase activity
Source: RefSeq, a predicted model, not a curated record